Raphanus sativus (radish) is the source of this 2483-nucleotide messenger RNA. Its product is annotated as glutamate receptor 2.2-like. The transcript is spliced from 4 exons. Gene Ontology annotation, molecular function: glutamate-gated receptor activity. The coding region runs from base 39 to 2402 and encodes 787 amino acids. Gene Ontology annotation, cellular component: plasma membrane. NCBI's taxonomy places the organism in Eukaryota, Viridiplantae, Streptophyta, Magnoliopsida, Brassicales, Brassicaceae. The record is from RefSeq and is a predicted model, not a curated record.
AAGACUUCAAAUACGUUUUGUAAACGAAAGAUAGAACGAUGAAAACAAACAAGACGCUUUUGGUCUUCUUCAUCUCCAUCUUUAUCUUGGUGGAACUUAGCAGAGGACAGAACAAUAGGAGAACCGAAGUCAAUGUGGGUGUUGUAACAGAUGUCGGGACAAUGCAGUCGGACAUUGAAAUGCGCUGCAUCAAUUUGUCUCUCGCCGAUUUCUACUAUUCUCGUCCCCAAUUUCAGACAAGGCUUGUUCCAAAUAUUGCGGACUCCAGAAACGACGUUGUUGGUGCAGCCGCCGCAGCUCUUAAGCUGAUAAAGAACACGCAAGUUAUGGCGAUUUUGGGGCCGCAGACGUCUAUGCAAGCUCAUUUUAUGAUUGAUAUUGGGCAAAAAUCGCAGGUGCCAAUUGUUUCCUACUCAGCAACAAGCCCCUUUCUCACUUCUCUUCGCAGUCCAUACUUCUUCCGAGCUACAUAUGAGGACUCAUUUCAAGUAAAGGCCAUAAGUUCUAUCAUCAAGCUGUUCGGGUGGAGAGAGGUUGUCAUUGUUUACGUCGACAACACGUUUGGUGAAGGUAUAAUGCCACAUCUUACUGAUGCUUUACAAGAGAUCAACGUUCGAAUACCCUACCGUUCUGUAAUAUCUCUCAAUGCCACUGAUCAUGAAAUCUCUUUGGAGCUUUCUAAGAUGAUGACCAUGCCCACAAGAGUGUUUAUUGUCCACUUGUCCACUUCUCUUGCCUCAAGGAUCUUUACCAAAAUUAAUGAGAUCGGUUUAAUGAAAGCAGGAUAUGUCUGGAUUCUUACCAAUGGAAUUGCUGAUCAAUUAAGUUCAAUAAAUGAGACGGGUAUUGAGGCUAUGCAGGGGGUUUUGGGUGUUAAAACUUUUGUUCGGAAAUCUAAAGAGCUGGGAAAGUUUAGAGCUCGUUGGAGGAAGAUGUUUCCUGAGAUGGAGCUGAAUGCUUUUGGAUUAUGGACUUAUGAUGCUAUCACCGCGCUGGCUAUAGCCAUUGAAGAAGCUGGAACGAAUAACAUGACUUUUAGUAAUGUAGAUCUUGGAAGGAAUGUUUCUGAACUUGAAGCUCUUGGUUUAUCUCAAUACGGUCCAAAGCUUAUUCAGACACUCUCACAAGUUCAGUUCAAAGGACUUGCUGGAGAUUUUCGCUUUUUUAAGGGGCAGCUGCAACCAUCAGUGUUUGAGAUUGUAAAUGUAAUUGGAAACAAAGAAAGGUCUCUAGGAUUUUGGACGGAAGAAAAUGGUCUUGUGAAGAAACUAGACCAAGAACAGCGUAGCGUGGGAGCUUUAUCCACUUGGAAAGAUCAUCUUAAACAUAUUAUAUGGCCUGGAGAGGCUAAUUCUGUUCCCAAAGGAUGGGAGAUCCCAACAAACGGGAAGAGGUUACGCAUUGGAGUUCCAAAGAGAACUGGUUACACCGAUCUUGUAGAGGUCAGAAGGGAUCCUAUCACAAAUUCACAAGUAGUCAAAGGUUUUUGCAUAGAUUUUUUUAAGGCCGUGACCGAAGCAAUGCCUUACGACGUCUCCUACGAUUUCUUUCCUUUCGAGAAAUCUGAUGGCACACCAGCUGGAAAUCACAACGACUUGGUCUAUCAAGUAUAUCUCGGGAAAUAUGAUGCGGUUGUAGGAGAUACAACUAUACUUGCAAAUAGGUCUUCUUAUGUGGACUUCACGUUUCCCUACACUAAAUCAGGAGUGGGGUUGAUUGUCCCUGUAGAAGACCAAGUGAAAAGAGACAGUAUCAGUUUCUUGAAGCCUUUAACGUGGAAACUGUGGAUGACUUCUUUUUUCUUCUUCUUCCUUAUUGGCUUUACUGUUUGGUUUGUUGAACAUAGAAUUAACCCGGACUUUCGCGGACCAGCUAAGUACCAAGCUAGUACAAUCUUCUGGUUUGCAUUCUCUACCAUGGUUUUUGCUCCAAGAGAAAGAGUGUUGAGCUUUGGAGCUAGGCUUCUGGUUAUCACAUGGUACUUCAUUGUGCUCGUGUUGACUCAAAGUUACACGGCCAGCUUGGCGUCCCUUUUGACAACACGACAACUUGAUCCAACCAUAACAAGCAUGAGAAGUUUGAUUGAGAAAGGAGCAAAGGUGGGAUAUACAAGGACUUCUUUCAUCUUCGGAAAACUCACAGAAGCAGGUUUCGCUGGAUCUAGCCUCAUACCCUUUGACACCGCAGAAGACUGCGAUGAACUUAUGAGAAAAGGACCAGAAAAUGGCGGUGUCUCCGCAGCUUUCAUGGAAGUACCCUAUACGAGGCUCUUUCUUGGACAAUACUGCAAAGCUUAUCAAGUGGUUGAAGAACCCUUCAGCGUUGAUGGAUUUGGCUUUGUAAGUCUGUCUCCCAUUACAACUUCCGUGGGACUUUCUAAACUAAAUGCUCCCAUUUUUUGAAGGUUUUUCCAAUUGGAUCACCUCUGGUUGCUGAUGUAUCAAGGGCCAUCCUGAAAGUGGCAGAGUCAACCAAAGGGAGGG